Messenger RNA from Chaetomium fimeti, 2120 nucleotides. RefSeq lists its product as uncharacterized. The record is from RefSeq and is a predicted model, not a curated record. NCBI's taxonomy places the organism in Eukaryota, Fungi, Ascomycota, Sordariomycetes, Sordariales, Chaetomiaceae. The transcript has a single exon. The coding region runs from base 91 to 1956 and encodes 621 amino acids.
GUGGUCUUCAGUGCCGGGCACUGCGCAACAAACCAACUUGCAAAAGAAAAAAAAGAAACACCGCAACCGAACUCGAUUCUUGGCUUGAAAAUGGAGCAUUCCUGGCGGGCCACAACGGUCACGACGGCGACGGCGGCCCAGCCGGGAUCCGGCAACCACACGUGGUCGGACUCGCCUCUUCUACGCCUCACCGCGCGCAUCCGACACCGCAUCUACCGGUACCUUGGGCUGGCAACGUGGGAUAGCCAGCAUCCAUCAUACGGAUUCGACUUGCGUGAUGGCCUCACGGCCGCGGGGACGGCGCCGCACCCUGGCGAUUUCUAUGGCUUGCUCCUUUCUUGCCGCGCCAUUUACGCCGAGGCGGCUGCUCUCUUGUACUCGGCCAACCGCUUCAUUCUUCACUAUGCCCAUGCGCACCCGGAACCCCUCGGGCCUCUCCUCGCUCUCACCACAUCAUCACUGGCGUCGCUGACGAGCUUAACCAUCGUUCUCAACCAGGCCUCCUGCCACCACCCGGACGAGUACGGAGGCUAUCCGGCUUGCUGUCUCCAAGGUCGCGAAGACGAUGACUUCGAUGGCGCCUAUGAUUGCAAAACCUUCCACGGCGACGUACACAACGUCCCGCUGCUCGGUUCGACCUCCGAGGGCAACAACGCCGCAGAGGGCGAUGAUGACGACAAAGUAGCGGCAGCCCACGCUCUACAAAGCAAGUGGCACUCGGCCGUAGCCCAUUUAUCGUCUAUUACCAGUGGGCACCUCGAGCUCGCCUUCGUUUGCGACAUUGACCCUCAUCAUAAGCGGACAUUCGAGGUUGCUUUAUCCAUCACUGCACCACUCCGCCUCCUACCGCCUCUGAAAGACUGCCAUAUCCGACUUUGUAAAACCCCGGACCCUCGGCUCCAGCAACUGGCUCAAGAUAGUGCCUUACAAGCCUGCGGUAUUGCUCCUCCCUCUUCGAAGCCAUCGACACUAUCAUCUCUAACAACCCUCCCACGCGAACUACGCCUUCGUAUCCUCGAGUUUACCGACCUCAUCGUCCCCAGUAGGGAGGUUACAUGGAGCAGACAGGACCAGGGAUACAUGACAUUUUCCUCCGAAUCCUCGCACUCACCUGACCAACGGUACCGCCGCCAGUUUUUCCACUGCUGGCGCGACGACGGUUCUGGCCCGUUCAUCGGUUGUUUUUGCCGCCGUCGGCACUCUACCUUUUCGUUCAGGUGUAAAUGCUGGGCUCCGCCAGGACCUGUCCUGUUCCUUAGUUGUCGUACCUUGUAUCAGGAUGCCCAGCUCGUCUUCUUUUCGGGCAACCGCUUCAUCAUCCACGAUUACCAGGCUAGCCCGCCUUGGGAGUUACCAUAUGUCGGCCAAACUCUGGAAGAACGUAUCCCUAAACGCGACUACCCAAACAACCGCCUUGCCGUAUCCCAGUUUCUACGAGAAGUCGUCCCUCCCCAGUGCCUUGUCUACCUCCGCUUCCUCGAGGUAGUCUUUCCUCCUUACCCCCCUUCUGCCUGGCCUCAAGCAGGUCACCCUGCUAUUGAUGACUGGUGGGCAACUGUCGACUGGCUUCAAGGCAAGAUGAAUGCGCCGGGGCUUACCCUACGACUAGUCGGGGCAGGAGUAAGCGACUGGACCCCGGACGCGUAUAGUGACACAAUAACCGUUUCCGAGGGGGACACUAUUAUGAGGGCACACAUGGCUAUUUUACGCCCCCUAACACGCUUAGCCAACAAUGGUCUCGCCAGGUUUUAUGCCAACUUCGUCUACCCUUGGCUUCGGACCGAGGAAUCACGGGACUACAACGAAAGAUGGGACUGGCUGCAGGACAGGAAGCGAGAAAUCAAGGAACACGCCGAGCGUUACGUUAUGGGCGACCGGUACGAAGGCCUUUACGCAAACAACAGGGAGGAGCCGGAACGGAGCUUUUGGGAGGACUUUCAUUACAAUCAGCUUUGACCGUCCUGGCCAUCUGUCCACCCGUAAAGGUCGACAUGGCACAGAAUGAAUGAUAUGUAAUAACCAAUCACGAUCAAUAUCUGGACAGGAGCCGCACAUGGUUGGUGCAACACACCUGACAGCCUGGCAGUGAGAAUCUGAAGCCCCGCAACCCCCGGCUCUCU